ACAGGCAGAAGAUAACAUGGACAGUACAGAGAGAAAGGCAGCCAGCCUGGAGAAGAAGCAAAUGUCGGACAGAGACGUUGUGGAGUAAUGGCCAUGCUGCCUCCAGAUAUAGACAUAAUCCAGAGAGACGUGCAAUAAGAGGCAGAAGUGGACAGAUAAGCAAGAACGACAGACACACACAGAGGAAGGAGAUACGUGCAGAGGGAGUGAGAACAGGCAAUGAUCGUCUCGUCUUGGGGUAAUUCUGUGCGGUCCAAGAUGAAGCGGUCUGGCUGUGCUUCCACCUACUGCAUUUUUUAUUGUAUACUACUCUCAAGCACAUGUUCUUCCCUCCCCAAACUCCUACACCCAACAAAACUUCCUCACCAUGGUGCAAUACGCCCUUCAUACUCCCCCCUCCUUCCGGCCCACCAGCAUUUACGCUCCUUCCUCCAUCCAGCACCCAGACCCUCAAGUACCACCCACCAUCCAGAUCUUCAACAUACUUUCCCUGUAAUCAGAUCACAGAACUUGCCACCAAAGAUCACAUACUUCCCCCACAGGAACACCCAGCACCCCCAUCAACACUCUGUGCCCACACGGGGCAAACGCCAGUCCCCCGCCUCCAGUUUGCUGUUCCCUGCAGCUCUUGAAGGGGCAGUUCCUCCUUCUCCAUACCCCUGGGCCAUCCUGUGGGACCCAACAAUCUCAGAUGAGGAUGGGGCUCAAGGCUCCGUUUCUUCCACUCCUCGGCCGUUUUACCAUCAAGAGUGGGGCCUGUUGGAGCACGACGAGCCUGCGCGAGGACUAGACUUGAGAGGGGCUCCCACCACCCUGAGACCCCAUAAUUCCCCUCCAAAAGAUGACGGAACAGAUCCCCAACUGUACGUCACCAUUGUCAUCUCCGUGGUCAUUGUGUUAGUGGCUACUGGAAUCAUCAUCAAGUUCUGUUGUGAGCGCAGACAGAAACGGAGGCACCAUCGCAAUGACCGCUGUGCUUUACCGGAGGAGGGAAGUCUGCAGCCCCUCACCGACCUCUCCCCAGACACGGACAUCCCUGGGCUACAGCCUCUAAAACUUGGGGACUUCAAAGGUGGCCUGGAUGACAGAGGCGUCCCCUGCAGGACGAGCAAGAUCCCAGUGGUGACCAUGUGAGAGCACUGUCUAAGUGAUGAAAUUGUAGAAGAACAGCUGUGAAGGACUCUAAUGGGUGAUAAAGAACCCACCUGACAGCAGGUGCGGGCACAACCCACAUUUCUCCAAACACUGCACCCCAAACACAACUGCGUGAGAGGACCGAGCAUCGGAAGAGACCAGUUAAUGGGAGAGGACCUCAAAUAGGCGGGAGUAGCCCCGCCCCCAAACGUGGGGCUGUCUGUAUAUAUUACAUGUAUGUAUGCAUGGGCGCACAUAACCACCGAUCCAGGACUGCCCGUGGAGAAGACGAUGAUGCCCUGAGGCAUUAUGAUAAAAUGUAUGUAAUAAUAUUGUUAUUAUAUAGAUCCGUGUAUGUAUGACCGCAUGUAUGACUGUUAACAUGUGAGCAAUUCACUAAGGGCUUAACCCCAUGUAUGUGUUGUGCGUGUCUCUGUCACCCCCCCCACCCCUCCAAACAAGGAUAAAUAAGUGUAUUGUAUAUGCUCAUCUUCUGUGUUUUAAUCCGUUUUUAUUUCUAAAAAAACAAAUUGAAAGUGUAACAAAUGGAAGGUUGCGCUGAUGAGACGGAGAGAUGGAGGUUGCGCUGAUGAGACGGGGAGAUGGAGGGCACUGGAGAAUUCUCUCCCUCUAUACCAGUAUACACCACUGCCAGCCACGGGUCUCCGCCUGCACGUGGGAGGACACGCUCUCACUGUCCACCGCCCACAGAUCUUCCUCUGAAACAGAAAGUCUGAUCAGUGCCAUCACCAAGACUGGAACCUGUGCGAAACGCGCAGGCAGAGAAGGAGCAAUCAUACUUUUAUUACUAUAGAUAUUUAUAGAGCACAGCACUUUACAAUAUGUCUUUCGCACCACGGAUGAGAUGAUUUUAACUCUGUGUGUAUGUAAAUAAUGCAUAGAGACGGCUCGGGAAUUCGGAUGUAUUUUAUUUUCUAUAGAAAUGGUGACUAAUGACUGUGUAGACCACAUAGUAACAUGUCAGCGCCUAUCAAGAACUGCUAUUCCUAAGAUACAACGGCCUUAUAGAAAAGGGACGCUAAUUGCAUUCACAUAUUUAUGGAAACAUUUCAUGAGCGCAUGGGAACUUUAGAGAUUUGGCACAUUGACUCUGGGGGAAGAUUGUUUGCAGCGCGCAGCAGGCUUCCUGUACUUCUACUGAAGUGAGAUUAUAUCAGUCUGAAUAUCUUGCCCUAAGCAGCGACUCCACAUCAUUUCAUGUAUCUAAGGGGGUGAUUCAGAUCUGAUCGCUGGGCUGCUAAUUUUGCUGUCCUGCGAUCAGAUAGUCGUUGCCUCCAGGGGGAGUGUAAAUUCACCGUGCAAGUGUGCGAUCCCAUGUGUACGCGAGCUGCUAAAAUCCACUUUGUGCAGUCUCUGCGCAGCCCGGGACUUACUCCUACAGUGCGAUGAGAACAGGCUGAUCGGGGCCGGAGCUGACGUCACACACCCACCCUGAAAAUGCUUGGGAACGCCUGCGUUUUUCCGGACACUCCCUGUAUACGCUCAGUUACCACCCACAAAAGGCCUCUUCCUGUCAAUCACCUUGCGUACGCCCUUGCGAUCAGAUUUUUCGCACCAUCCUGUUGCUGACCUGAUCGCCCACUGUGUGAAAACGCACAGCAGCGAUUAGAUCUGAAUCCCCCCCCUAGGUCCUGUCAUAUGUAAACCUUUACUGAGAGUUCUUAGCUGCUCUUAUAUAAGGAAACUUGGGGCAGAUGUAUUAACCUGGAGAAGGCAUGAGGAAGUGAUAAACCAGUGAUAUGUGCAAGGUGAUAAAUGCAUCAGCCAAUCAGCUCCUAACUGUUAAUUUACAUACUGGAGCUGAUUGGCUGGUCCGUUUAUCACCUUGCACAUAUCACUUACUUAUGCCUUCUCCAGGUUAAUACAUCUGCCCCCUUGUAUUUUAGCGGCCCUGUAAGGAAACAGCAUGCUAACAAACUAUCACUUAUUUAUUUUAAUAUGGUAUUUGAUUAGAUUCUCUCUGAAGGUUCUAAAUUCUAAUGCAGGGGUAGUCAACAUUCGUCCCUCCAGCUGCUGUCGGACUAUACAUCCCAGCAUGCUCUGCCACUGUUUAGCAAAACUGUGGCAGAGCAUGCUGGGAUGUGUAGUUCUGCUGCAGCCAGAGGGCCGCAUGUUCAAUAACCCUGUUCCAAUGUUCAGAAUAGAGUGUAAACAAGCCCAACGUUUCCAAAUCUUCCACUUAAUGGCUGACGUUGCUGCGCUAAAACCUGGCGUCCCUAUUUUAUCUGGCACUCUCCACCUGAGUACAAUGUGGCGGUGCUGUUGCAUUUCCUGUCUAUAGACUGUUUUAAUGUUUUGUUUUGACCUAAGGAGUCUAUACAUAUGUACAAAUGCAAACAGAAGACAUCGAAGUCAUAUUAUCUGCACACAAUAAAUGAGCUUGAGUGUUAUUGUCUAUCUCAAAGGAAAUAAAACCAUAUGGUUGCAUAGUU
This is a messenger RNA of Pseudophryne corroboree (corroboree frog), 3587 nucleotides long. It is a transcript of the gene PIANP, whose product is annotated as PILR alpha associated neural protein. The record is from RefSeq and is a predicted model, not a curated record. Gene Ontology annotation, cellular component: membrane. The coding region runs from base 220 to 1134 and encodes 304 amino acids. Gene Ontology annotation, biological process: regulation of immune response. NCBI's taxonomy places the organism in Eukaryota, Metazoa, Chordata, Amphibia, Anura, Myobatrachidae. The transcript is spliced from 6 exons.